AUGAGCGAACUAAAAACUGGUCGAUUUUGGACACGUGAAGAGCGCAAAAAGCAAUGGGAACGAGCCAAACAACGAAAAUUAAGAUAUCAUCAAUUAAUGGCCCAACGAAAUCAACAACCAUCAGAUCAGUUAAUUGUACAGUUAUCACGAAAAAAGAUGAUGCGACGAGGUAAUCCAUUACUAGACAAAUUCACUACAAUUCAAGAAUUUAUGGCUCAUGCAAAUCGUGAUAUUUCUAGUCGUCCCAUUGAUGGAAUUUUAUCCGUUACAACUGUAUGA
Molecule: messenger RNA, 279 nt
Organism: Loa loa (African eye worm)
Lineage: Eukaryota; Metazoa; Nematoda; Chromadorea; Rhabditida; Onchocercidae
Exons: 2
Coding region: 1-279 (92 amino acids)
Source: RefSeq, a predicted model, not a curated record